GCAACAUCAUUUCUCGAACAACGUGUUUGUGCUCUUCCCUGCGAAGGCGUGACAAGUGCAGCGAAGAUCAUGGCCAGCUGUCCUGUAGCCGACAAACACCUCUUGGAUGAGAUCGAGGCCCUGGGGUGUCGGACGACGCACAAGAACCUCGACGUGGUGGACCAGUGCGACACGCUCCUGGUGGCGCUCAAGCCUAACGUGGUGCCGGCUGUGCUCGAGGAAGUGGCGCCUGCAGUGCAGCAGCGACACCUGGUGGUCUCCCUAGCGAUGGGAGUCACGCUGGGCGAUAUACAGCAGAGGCUUCCGUCGGGGACCCGCGUGGUGCGUGUCAUGCCCAACACGCCGUGCCUGGUGCGCCAGGGGGCCAGCGUGUUCGCGCGCGGUGUCACUGCCACCGCCGACGACGCGGACCUCGUGUCCCGCCUGCUGGCCAGCGUGGGCCACUGCGAGGAGGUGCCCGAGUCGCUCAUGGACGUCGCCACGGGGCUCAGCGGCAGCGGACCGGCAUACGUCUUCGUCACUAUUGAAGCCCUCGCCGAUGGUGCAGUGCGACAAGGGAUGCCGAGAGAUCUGUCCUACAGGCUAGCUGCCAACACUGUCUUAGGUGCGGCUAAGAUGGUGCUGUCAACGGGGAGGCAUCCCGGCUCGCUAAAAGACGACGUGAGCUCACCGGCCGGGACAACUUGCGAAGGUCUGUGGGUGCUCGAGAAGGCUGGCUUCCGAGCAGCGCUCAUAGAGGCUGUCGCUGCGGCUACCGCAAGGGCCGCUAGAGGUCGCCACUGAACGACCAGUGCAUGUUGCUCUGACCAGUGCCAGAAAAUACAUUUCACAAUGCUCGUGAAUGUGGAUUAUGAGCAGCGCCUAAUAUGGUGCAAGCGCCCACUUGAUCACCAGAUACGUGUAUAAACUGUGCGUGGUCUUUUGGAUCCUGGUCGUUUAUGGCCUCAUAGCCAAUUUGUGCGAGACGAAGCUCAGUUUCCAAUGUCAUGUCUUGCUAUUAUGUUUUGUAUUUCAACGUGUAUAAACUCGCUUAAUUAACCUUAAAUGCUCGGCGUUGAGUGAAGGCUUGAGCACGAUAUAGUCAUUCCUUGCUUUAGGAGACUAUUAUGCGUGCAUGAGAAGAACGAUAUUGUGAGUAAAAGUAUGAAAUUUUGGUCGUGGUAGGUUGGAUAAUCUCACAGUGAUUUUUACGGUCAGGUUUUAAUGUCUAGCAUCAAGGAUGCGCCGCUCUUGCAGCAAGAUGUUUAAAUUUUCUUGCAAGUUGGCGCUUGCCACUGUAAUUUUUCCGUGAUUUUCGUUAUUCGACAUAGACAGCCCAUUGUUUUCCUUUAUGCUACAAACUAUAACUUUGCGUGCUCAUGUCCUGAACCUUCAAAAACUCAACCAAGUCGAGGACUGAAUUGCCCAGGCGCCCACGCUUAGUAGGUUCAUGCGUGCAUAUAUAUCCUGCAAAGGAUAUUGCUGAGGAUGAUGCUUACUCAAUGCAUCAGAGUGAGGUGGAGACCGUAUUAUUUUGUUAGUUUAGCAAAUUUCUACUAUGUAUAAUACACGCGUUUAGAUUGUUAUAUAUUAUGCAUGAUUCCUGUUUUACUUUGCUAUAAUGAGAGUGUUUUAUGCUGCACAAUGCAAGAACUUUUUUUACUCUCCCCACCCAUGUCAGCAGGCAAAAAAAAAAAAUCUUGCUGUUCUCUACUGCACUGCCACGCCUUAAAAAUUGCAGCAGUAUUUAUUCAACAUUUAUUGUGCGCAAUAGAGAAGCCCGCCAUUGCGAACGUUCGCACUGUCAUAUAGCUAUCACGUAGUCGCUGCUGCCACUUGGCAUCAGAGACCGUUUUAUAUGCACUCUAAGGUGACCUAUCAUAUGACAUUGAGGUCGGUCAGACCUAUGGCGAGUGUGUAGGUGCAUUGUU
This is a messenger RNA of Dermacentor silvarum, 1910 nucleotides long. Its product is annotated as pyrroline-5-carboxylate reductase 3. Gene Ontology annotation, biological process: L-proline biosynthetic process. The record is from RefSeq and is a predicted model, not a curated record. Gene Ontology annotation, molecular function: pyrroline-5-carboxylate reductase activity. Lineage: Eukaryota; Metazoa; Arthropoda; Arachnida; Ixodida; Ixodidae. The transcript has 5 exons. The annotation marks the transcript as partial.